Molecule: messenger RNA, 1083 nt
Organism: Striga hermonthica
Lineage: Eukaryota; Viridiplantae; Streptophyta; Magnoliopsida; Lamiales; Orobanchaceae
Source: the annotation of a GenBank genome assembly
AUGCCUUUCGGAUUAGUCUCUGCCUGGAACAAACAUAGAAGAAGCAAGUCCGAAGAACAGAUCAAUCCUUGGACAUACAAGCCUGUGGAACACUGGCAGAUAGAAUACAAACAACCACCGGCAAAAAGGCGGAAUGCAUCAGCAGUGUUUACACUCAAAGAGAUGGAUGAGGCUACGUGUUCUUUUAGUGACGAAAAUCUGCUCGGAAAAGGAGGAUUUGGUCGAGUAUAUAAAGGCACUCUAAAGUCUGGUGAGGUUGUGGCGAUCAAGAAAAUGGAGCUACCACCAUUCAGGAAAGCAGAAGGGGAGAGAGAGUUUCGCGUGGAGGUCGAUAUUUUGAGCAGAUUAGAUCAUCUGAAUCUCGUAAACUUAAUUGGAUAUUGUGCAGAUGGGAAGCACAGAUUUCUGGUAUACGAGUAUCUGCACAAAGGGAACCUGCAAGAUCACUUGAACGGAAUUCGAGAAGUAAAGAUGGAUUGGCCUUUGAGGCUCAAAGUAGCUAUUGGGGCAGCAAGGGGACUUGCGUACCUCCACUCGGGUUCUGAUGUUGGGAUUCCUAUUGUUCAUAGAGACUUCAAAUCCACCAAUAUACUUCUUGAUGAAAACUAUGAAGCAAAGAUAUCAGAUUUCGGGCUAGCGAAGUUAAUGCCAGAAGGCCAGGAGACUUGCAUGACGGCUACUGUACUUGGAACUUUUGGCUAUUUUGAUCCUGAAUAUACAUUGACAGGAAAACUCACUCUCCAAAGUGACGUCUAUGCAUUUGGAGUUGUUCUACUCGAGCUUUUGACAGGAAAACAAGCAGUCGACCUGAACCAAGGACCAAACGAUCAAAACUUAGUAGUCCAGGUCAGGAAUAUACUCAAUGACAAGAAGAAACUGAAAAGGGUGAUUGAUCCUGAAAUAGGACGGGGCUCAUAUACAAUGGAGUCGAUAGCCAUGUUUGCAAACCUAGCUUCACGAUGUGUACGAGUUGACAGUCAAGAGAGGCCUUCCAUGAUGGAAUGCGUGAAAGAACUUCAGAUAAUAAUGUACAUCAAUUCUAAAGGACUGGGAAUGACAAUGCAUGCACUCAGGAUGAUGUGA